CCCCGCCGCCCCGCUUCGCCCGAGCGCUCCGGCGGCGGCGCGGACCGCGUGCUCCGGCGCUGCCUCACUCCGCCGCCGCGAUCGCGGGGGGCUCCGCUCGGCAGCACCAGCCUCGCUCUUCGCAGGGCGCCCCGCCCCACGACCGGGGACCCCCCCCGCCACCCCCAGGCAGCGGCAGCAGCAGCAUGGCUUGUGGAGUUACGGCGAUGCCGGCUGGACGGAGCUGAACGGCCGCCCCCCGGGGCGGGGGAGCCGCGGCGGAGGCACCGCUCGCACUUCGCAUGUCCGCGGCGCCCGGGAAGUCGGAUGUGUACGGCCUUCUCCCCCCUCCUCCUCUCCUCCAUGGCCGUCGUGCUCCGGCUUCUCGGCCUCUCCGGGAGCGCUCCGUGGCCGGCGGGCAGCAGCGCACGUCGCGAUCGCCGUAGCGAGGCACGGCGCGGCUGGCUCCAGUGACCGCGCCCCAGCCCUGCCAUGUACCCCCAGGGCCGGCACCCGGCUCCGCACCAGCCGGGCCAGCCGGGCUUCAAAUUCACCGUGGCCGAAUCCUGCGACCGGAUCAAGGACGAGUUCCAGUUCCUGCAAGCCCAGUACCACAGCCUGAAAGUGGAGUAUGAUAAGCUGGCGAACGAGAAGACAGAAAUGCAGCGCCAUUACGUUAUGUACUAUGAAAUGUCGUAUGGUUUGAAUAUUGAAAUGCACAAACAGACAGAAAUUGCUAAAAGACUGAAUACGAUUUUAGCCCAGAUCAUGCCUUUUCUGUCACAAGAGCACCAACAGCAAGUCGCACAGGCUGUUGAGCGUGCCAAGCAAGUGACAAUGACGGAGUUGAAUGCUAUCAUCGGGGUACGUGGACUUCCCAAUCUGCCUCUCACCCAGCAGCAGCUCCAGGCUCAGCACCUCUCCCACGCCGCCCAUGGACCCCCGGUCCAGCUGCCGCCGCACCCCUCGGGCCUCCAGCCGCCGGGCAUCCCGCCGGUCACCGGCAGCAGCUCAGGGCUGCUGGCUCUCGGUGCCCUGGGGAGCCAGGCACACCUCGCCGUCAAGGAUGAGAAAAACCAUCACGACCUGGACCACAGAGAGCGAGACUCAAGUGCAAAUAACUCUGUUUCACCCUCGGAGAGCCUGAGAGCCAGCGAGAAGCACCGGAGCUCCACGGACUACAGCAUUGACUCCAAGAAGCGGAAAGCGGAGGAGAAGGACAGCAUGAGCCGAUAUGACAGCGAUGGUGACAAGAGCGAUGACCUGGUGGUCGACGUCUCCAAUGAGGACCCCGCCACCCCCCGGGUCAGCCCAGCCCACUCCCCCCCGGAGAACGGCAUAGACAAAGCCCGUGGGCUGAAGAAGGGGGACGCACCAAACAGCCCGGCCUCGGUCGCCUCCUCCAGCAGCACUCCCUCCUCCAAGACUAAAGACCUGGGCCACAAUGACAAAUCAUCGACGCCCGGGCUCAAGUCGAACACUCCGACGCCGAGGAAUGAUGCUCCGACCCCAGGGACGAGCAGCACCCCGGGGCUGCGGCCGAUGCCCGGCAAGCCAACUGGCAUGGACCCCCUGGCCUCGGCCCUGCGGACGCCCAUCUCCAUUGCGGGCUCCUAUGCGGCUCCCUUCGCCAUGAUGGGGCACCACGAGAUGAACGGCUCGCUCACCAGCCCCGGCGCCUACGCGGGGCUCCACAACAUCCCCCCGCAGAUGAGUGCCGCUGCCGCCGCCGCCGCUGCCUAUGGCCGGUCGCCAAUGGUGAGCUUUGGAGCUGUUGGUUUCGACCCGCACCCGCCCAUGAGAGCUCCCGGUCUGCCCUCGAGCCUGGCGUCCAUCCCUGGAGGGAAGCCAGCCUACUCCUUCCACGUGAGCGCCGACGGGCAGAUGCAGCCGGUCCCCUUUCCCCACGAUGCCCUGGCGGGUCCCGGCAUCCCACGGCACGCCCGGCAGAUCAACACGCUGAGCCACGGGGAGGUGGUGUGUGCCGUCACCAUCAGCAACCCCACCAGGCACGUCUACACUGGGGGCAAGGGGUGCGUGAAGAUCUGGGAUAUCAGCCAGCCGGGCAGCAAGAGCCCCAUCUCCCAGCUGGACUGCCUGAACAGAGAUAACUACAUCCGCUCCUGCAAACUCCUCCCCGACGGCCGCACGCUGAUCGUGGGAGGGGAGGCGAGCACGCUCACCAUCUGGGACCUGGCUUCCCCCACGCCCCGCAUCAAGGCCGAGCUGACCUCCUCCGCCCCCGCCUGCUACGCCCUGGCCAUCAGCCCCGACGCCAAAGUCUGCUUCUCCUGCUGCAGCGACGGCAACAUCGCCGUCUGGGACCUGCACAACCAGACACUUGUCAGGCAAUUCCAAGGCCACACAGAUGGUGCCAGCUGCAUAGAUAUCUCGCAUGACGGUACAAAGUUGUGGACAGGGGGUCUGGACAACACAGUGCGCUCCUGGGACCUGCGGGAAGGGAGGCAGCUCCAGCAGCACGACUUUACCUCCCAGAUCUUCUCGCUGGGAUACUGCCCGACGGGCGAGUGGCUCGCGGUGGGAAUGGAGAGCAGCAACGUGGAAGUGCUGCACCACACGAAACCUGACAAGUACCAGCUGCACCUCCACGAGAGCUGCGUCCUCUCCCUCAAGUUUGCCUACUGUGGUAAAUGGUUUGUGAGUACUGGAAAAGACAACCUGCUCAAUGCCUGGAGGACGCCCUACGGAGCGAGCAUCUUCCAGUCCAAGGAAUCCUCGUCCGUCUUAAGUUGUGACAUUUCAGCGGAUGACAAGUACAUAGUCACAGGCUCUGGUGACAAGAAGGCCACAGUCUACGAGGUCAUCUACUAACCGCGGAUUUUAUAGCAGGGCUGGCAACUCCCAGCACCGGUGGUGGCAGGACUCGGGCGGCCGGCGGGGAGUGGCCGGGGGCUCGGGGUGGCUGCUGUGGGGCGGCCCCCGGGGCUUGGCUACGUACCGGCACGCUCCGGUGGGGCUCUGCCUCGAGGGCCCGGCGUACAAUACACACGGAUUUAUUUGGAGGUCUGCAAAUAUGGCACACAUUGAAGCCCUAAACAAAUUUUUGUUUGGUUUUAGGGUUUUGGGUUUUAUUUUGAUUUUUUUUUUUUUUUUUUUUUUUUUUUUUUGGUUUUCUGGUUCUUUCCGUCUGCGCUUUGGUGGCACUAUAAAGGACUUAUUUUUUAUUGUGACUUUUUUUUUGUGCAUCCUGCAUAAGACUUGUGAAAAAUGUAAAUAAUGGACUAGUAAAUAGCAUUGGAAGGGUGGGGGACCCCUCCCGGUACACUAGUUGUGUAUUUUUCGUCUGCUGUAAUUGUAUUCCACUGAUGGUUUUGGUGGUGGCAAUUUUUUUUUUUUUUUUCCUUACCCUCCCCCGAAGCGUCCGUUGGGACGUGACUUUGCCGUGCAGCGCGUAACCAGGCUGAGCAAAGGUGUCCACUGGUGAAAGUUGUUCCUACUGUCGUACCCGUGCGUUGUUCGGUGUGUUAGUGAUGGUGGGACGCUGCUGGGACCGCAGGGAACUCGGUCAGAUCCUCAGCUACUGACGGGACAUCAGCAACACAAUCACCUUUUUUUAUAUAUGGAUUUUUUUGUGCUCGUAUGUUUGAAGAAAAGGGGAAGCCCACGCUGCGGGAUCGUCUGCGCAAGCCCUUCUUGGUCUUCGGACAGAAGCAAUGAGGAGUGAUUUCAAAGAAAGCAUAGUAAAUUCAGCUCAGGGAGCCACGAAAGAUAAUAGCAACUUAUGUGUUUUGUAUUCAAAUGAAAGUAAAGAAUUAGAAUUGAUAACCUUUAAAAUACAGUUUUUUUAAAAGCAAAGUUUACUAACAAGUAGGGUUUGUGUGUGGUGGGGGGAAGGGGCUGGCUUUGGUAGGGUCCUGUGGGCUAUAUAUGGUCUUGUGUCUUCUGGUAUAUAGGUUCCGAUGAAGCAAACCCCCUCCCCGCACAGGCCUGCGUUUCAGCGUUUUGUACUAAAGGGGAAAAAAAGAAAAAAAAAGAAAAAAAAAAAGACAUAAUGGGAAAUAAAAGUAUUUGUGUAGCAGAAGCGCUCACCCUGUAUUGUAGCAUAUGGAAGAGAAUUUUUAUACUACAUUUUUAUGGAUUAUUUUUUAAUUUUUGAUUUUAAUCUGGUCAAAAAUAAUAAUGCUUAGGGUUCAGGUGAGAACUGCCUGGUUUACAGAUGGGGGAGAGGAGGAUGAAGCAGAGGUGGUCGGUACCUGGCUGUUCUGGGGUGCGCGGUCAGCAUUCCAUCCCUCUGAGCAGCUGCUCUGGAGUGGGGAGAGACGAGUUGGGGUUGGAAGGAGAUCUCAUGGGAAAUGAUUUUUUUUUUCCCAUCAAAAUAAGAGGUUUUUGAGAUUUUUGCCCUUUUCUGUUCGAAAGAAAAAUUAAGGGGGAUGUCCCAGGCAAAUGCUGUCUGCUCUGUGCGGCUCGUUAGUGCUCACUGCUUGCUGCCUUGGCCAGGGAGGAGAUGGGAUCGAUCUUGUGCACUAAUUAUCCAGCGAAGGAAAAAGCAAGCUCUUUAAAACUGCAUUUAGGGAGAGUGGUUCUGAGGGCGGUUUGGCUCAGAAAAGUGACUCUGAAAAUGCCCCUGGUGCCAGUGGACCCAUGCAGGCGCCUGCUGGGGCGUUCAGUGAUGCCCUGUGUGUGUUUUGGGGCUCGUCCCUGGGGCUGGUGCAGAUCUGCGCAGGGGCAGCUCUGCCCGUCCCCCUGCGCCCCCAGACCUGGGCGCUUGGAGCAUCCCCCCCUCUUUGGAUUGAUGGGGGGGUGCCUUGGAAAGGGCUGGGGGGCUUUGAACUGUCCCCAUGGCAAACUCCUCCAGCAGUAAGGUCACCCCCAGAUCAUGUCCCGCAUGGUCACUGGUUUGCAAGUCGGUGCUUCGUUUUCCCCCCCCCCCCCCAAAAAAAAAAAAAAAAAGGAACUGCAUGUACCGGAGCUGGCAGAGGGUUACCGAGUCAGACUUCUCAACUUUACACCAAAGUAUGUAGCAGAAUAUGUACAGCUGUUAAUAACUACAACUGGUUUUUGUAAAAAAGGGAGAAAAAAAGAAAAAAAAAAGAAUAAAAAGCAAAUGUAAUGAA
Molecule: messenger RNA, 5054 nt
Organism: Aquila chrysaetos chrysaetos
Lineage: Eukaryota; Metazoa; Chordata; Aves; Accipitriformes; Accipitridae
Gene: TLE3
Product: TLE family member 3, transcriptional corepressor
Exons: 21
Coding region: 472-2811 (779 amino acids)
Biological process (GO): regulation of DNA-templated transcription; negative regulation of canonical Wnt signaling pathway
Cellular component (GO): transcription regulator complex; nucleus
Molecular function (GO): protein binding; transcription corepressor activity
Source: RefSeq, a predicted model, not a curated record